Homo sapiens (human) is the source of this 38925-nucleotide messenger RNA. It is a transcript of the gene ZNF516, whose product is annotated as zinc finger protein 516. Gene Ontology annotation, biological process: positive regulation of cold-induced thermogenesis; response to cold; positive regulation of DNA-templated transcription. NCBI's taxonomy places the organism in Eukaryota, Metazoa, Chordata, Mammalia, Primates, Hominidae. Bases 30618 to 34109 code for a protein of 1163 amino acids. The record is from RefSeq and is a predicted model, not a curated record. The transcript is spliced from 7 exons. Gene Ontology annotation, molecular function: DNA-binding transcription factor binding; cis-regulatory region sequence-specific DNA binding. Gene Ontology annotation, cellular component: nucleus.
UAAGAUGUUGUCCCAGAGACCAAAAUUGACUGAAGGGAAUGAGAGAGGUCUUUGAAAACAGGUCACAAUGUGAAAAGCACUUUGUCUCCACUUUCAUAAAUGAAACUUUUAAUUCCAUUUACCUAACUUCCCCCUGCAAGGAGAUAUUUGAGUUUUAUAAGUGAAGCAUUUGAUGUGAUUAAGUUUAGCAACGUAUGUGAAAAAGGAAAGGAGACUUCUGUAAAGAAUACUUUGAAAUGAGGUAUACUCCAACAGAUGGUUUUCAGUCUUACCAAAUGGGGAAAAAUGAUAAUGUGACCUAGCAAUUUACGUAGAGUUUAGUCAUGGAUUAUUCUUGAAAAACCAGUACUCAGUGUAUUGGGUCGUUGUGGAUUUUUAUUUGUUCAUUUUCCAGAAUACGUAUUGGUCUUAUUUAUAAUUUAAGAGAAGGAAUCUUUUAAAAAGAAUUUGGUGGGAGUGGUUGUAAGUCUGACUGGAGACUGUGUUUAGAGUUUCAGCUGCAUUAUACCUUAAUGCUGUAGAGAUAGAGACUGAAAUAUAAGCUCACUGCGUUCUGCAGCAGGGAGCUUGUCCAAACGUGUGCACUUUCCUGUAUAAUAUGCUUGUUUAAAUGUUGAAGACAUGCAUUAUUUUGUUUUUUACUCUAUUUUGAUUUAGGGGAAAAGGACUUCUGUUAAUUACCUAAUUAAAAGUGGUAUUUCGCUUAUUACUAGAUUUCCAACUGAAGAAGGCAUUGCUAUUAAAUGUGCAGGAAACACAUAUCAGCUUUCUCUUUGGUUUUCAGCUGGCCAAAUUUAACUGGAGAUGUGUAACUUUCUCAGUGAUAGACAUGGAUUUAAUUAUUAGUAAUAGAACUGUAAUGGAAGAAAGUUAAAUUUAUUUGAUUAGGUAUCUGCAUUAUAAAUGUUUGAACUUGGAAGUCAUAUUUCUUCUUCAAAAGCAGACAUCUUUCAUGCUGUUAAUGUUUAUACAUUUUAGUGCUUGGAUAAAGCUAUUCUGACACACUCAAUUAGUUCUUUCAAAAAUGCAUCUCUUUGCUGUCCCUCCCCCUCCCCCUCCCCCUCAAAAGUUCUAGAAGCUGUGGGAAAAGUUCAGUUGUCUAUCUACUGAACGUAGUCCAAGGAAUACCCGUGGGUUUGUUCACUGCUCGGGGAGCUGGACGUGUGCCGCUCUGACUUCCUUUGCACAUCCUUGCUUCCCUGAAUUUGCAUUUAUUGCCUAACUAGCAUCCCGCAAAAAGGCCUUUCCUGGCUGCCUGCGAAUUGGCACCUUGGAGCUUCACUUCCAGCAUUGUUAAUGGCUAAACGUGAAGAACUAAUUUUAUUACUGUAUUUAGCUCACAGGGCCUUGGAAGCGGCCCCUACUCUGUUGUUGGGAGCUGCAUCUCAUUUAGAGUUGCAUUUUUCAAGUGAAUUGUAGUGUCAGGCUGUGCAUCCGUUGUGGGGUCUGAGUGGGUGAUGGUUGGAAUACAUCUCCCCGUGUAUGAGAGGCACCGAGGGAUGUGGAGGUUCUCGGAGGCAGAUGGAGGUGGGGGCUGUGGACAAGCCUCUGUUUGUGCAGCAGUGAUUAUUUGGUUGUUCGACUGUUUGGUUAGGUUCCCCUUGGGCUGGUCGCUAACUGGUGGCAUGAGCUGACAGUGUAGCUGUUCCCUUCUUCUCCCUCCCCUCCUGGGGGCUCUCAUCCUCAGUCCUUCCACCUGACUGGCCGAAAGUGUAGUGGCAGCAGCCUAUUACGGGAAUGUAUCUAGGGGCCAUAGAGGAGACAGCAUUUUUCAAAUUCAAGCUCUGGCCUCAGUUUUCUCUGGUCCCAGGAACCAGUGAGUUUGGGAGUGGGGCAGGACAUUCUCUUUGAUAGAGGAAUGACCUCUGCCCUCAGUUAAGACCACCCUCCCACCCACCAUUGGAUGAGAACUAUCAGAAUCGUUCGAUUUUCAGGAAUUUUGAAAAGGCACAAACCUAUUGUAAGAAAAGAAUCAUGUCAAAUGUUUACAUUUAUGAAUAAUUAAUAAAAUUAACCUUAUGGGAGGAGGAGGAAGAAAGAACAACUUUUACUAUGACUUUAGAAUGUCUCCUGUUCUUUAAAAAGUAUCUUUAUUUUAAAAUUAAUUUUUCUAACUGAAGAAUAUUUUAGGGGAAUGACUUAAAUAGCUAUAAGGAAGGAUAUAUUUAUAGGGGCUAUAAAUGCAUCAUUUGUAUUUGAAAUUUCUAGCAUCCACUACAGUGUACGAAGUGUAUUUUAGAUGGACUGGUAAAAACCAGCAGUUGCAACUGUCUGUUUUGCAUUCCUUAUGCUCUGCAUCUGGCCACACGUGACUUGAACAGCUGAAGCUUCUCUUUCCAAAGCUAGAGCCAUCAUCGUAUUUAUGUCUAGCCUGAGAUGUUUUCCGAUGGUAUACAUUCGAAUUGUAAAGCAGUGUAAUUUGUGGCUCUCAACAUGCCUUAAAAGUCAUUUCCAAAAAAGAUCUGGCAUUUAAUCUUUAAUUCAAAUGGUACUGAAAAUUACAAAGCAGGAGUAAUUAGAAAUGCAACUAUUUUUAGAAAGCAAACAUGUAAAUAUAUGUUAAGUGAUGACUAAAACACAAGCAGGAGAGUAGGAAAAAUUAUUUAAAAGACAACUAUAGUAGGUUUAGAUACAUCUUACCAUAUACUGUAUUUUAACUCUGUGUUAAUUCUGGUAGAUUUACUUCGUAUUCCUGUUUCUGUACCUUCCCCCCGAACCUUGGUCAGGAAGUAAGUAAAGUCUAUAGAAUCUCAGAAUUUACUGGGCCGAGAAGAGAUGUAUAUCGUAUGUAAUUGUGAAAUCCAGACAGUUCCUCAACUGAGUGGUGAAAAUGGGAUGAAAUCUUAGUGUGUUUUGUUAUCUUCAAGGCAGAGGGAAUCUGGUGUUUUUUUUUUUUUUUCCUUCAAAACCAGGUAGACAACGUCUCUCACCGCCCUGGGGAGUUGCUGGUGCUGGCUCAGCCUCCAGGAUACAGCUGUCCUGUUAUUUUCUUGCUUUUUUAGGAGAUGGUGUGCGUAGAGGAAGAUGUGGUGUUAGUUUUCAGGACACAGUUAAAGACAGGCUUAAAAAAUCAAGGUUCUCUAUUAAAACUAUAAUUUCUUGUUAAUGGCUAAGAAUUAAAAAUUUUUCAGCGCUAUUAACACUUGAAGAACUCUCUAAUCCCCCACUCUUCCCAUGUGAAAGUAAAGGACAUUUGUUUAGGAAUUUUUUUGUUUCAGAAAAGGGCAACAUGUGUCUGUCUUUGCCAUAUGGUACUAUUUAACCUAUAUUGCAUGAGCUGACAAGACACUGUGUUUGGGCAUUGAUUUAUUUUAGCAUUCGAGAAUGUUCUUUGAAAUUUAGUACAGUAAAUGAUGCAUUGAAAGUUGUACAGAAUGGUCGUUUGUGGCUUUAGCAGAUUCUUUCUCAGUUGAUACUUAAGGGUGUAGUGAACAAGUUUCACUUUUUUUCCACCGAUACAAUUUUUGUGAGAAAUAGUUUGCCAUUCAAUGCUGAGUGACUGUUAAUUCAGGAAAACACAGACUUGAAUAUAAGUAGUUAAGACUUCUGGGGGUCACAAAUAAGGCUAAGAGUUGGGCAGGUCAGAAAGAGAAGAUUCACUGUUUAGUUCCUGAUUAUUCUGGUGAUUUUAACCUAGAGCAAAAAAGUAUGUUUAUUAUUAUUAUUAUUUUUGUCAAAAAGACUCAGCUUUUGUCCCCAUCUUUUUUUUUUUUUUUUAAAGAAAUGAGUUAAUGAACAAAUGGACAAUCCUAUUUAAUAGUUCCCCUGAGCUUCUGUGGUGCGGCCCUGGAAUUAUCUACAGGCAGAACUGAGAUGUUUUCACUUAGGCUGUGUUUUGUUUACACAUGCUGGUUUGGGUUUUUGGGUAGACCUGUGUUGAAUUCACAGGGUGGCUCUUAUGCCAUGUUGCAGGAAUUUAUUAGUAUGGAACCCCACAGAAGAUUCCACCUCCAUUUUUAACAUUCUGUAUGGCUGUCGAGUCGACACCAAAGCAAAUGUGUCUCCAGACACCUCUCUCUCGUUGUCUCAGUCUUGUUGGCUUUAAUCAUCCUGUUUUCUCUGUUUUACGAAAGAAGUAAACAAAUUUCUAUUCAUCCACACGUGUGUCCCCAAAGCAAGGCAUAUGUGGACUGAAAGGUGGGCUGGGGCUUUGCUUCGAGAACGUGAGCGAAGAGCGUGUGAGUGCACGUUGCCUUUGGUGAUGCAUCAUUUAUAUUGACAUUAUCAGUGACACAGACAGAACAUUUUUAUGCCAGUUUGAGAAAAUACCAUCAUUCACAUUGAUAAUCAUAUUCCCCCCAGAUUUAGAUUAAUCAUUUCAAAGCUUUUCAUGUCUUUAGCAUGACCAUUAGCAUAAUGAUGAUAAUUUGUCCCUUUGAGUAACACCAAGCAUAAUUUAAAUUAACGUUAUUGUGUUGAGUGCAGUGCAACCCCAGGUGCUCAAGUAGCUUCCUUUUUUCAAAAAUGGCUUUUUACUUUUUAAAAUGAGAGGCAAGCAAGACGAUCUCAUUCCUAAAACCAACUUAAAAAAUAAAAGUGUUAAUAAAUAAGUGAAUUCCUAAUGUAAAAGUGCUUGCCGUAGCAACGUAAACUUGGGGACAAUUCUGUAGAGUCAUGCGAUUAGUGGUUUAGUGGUAGGAUUAAAAUUAGCCUCGGUAAAUUACCCUGGUGACAGAAAAGCAGAAUCUGUUAAUGGUUUCACAGGAAGAUUGGCUUAUCAGUUAUUUUCUAGGUUGAUGAAAGAUUAUGGGCUGCUAAGAAUUUGAACUUUAGAAAGUAAGGUUGAUUUUCCUAAUAUUUACAUAUUUUAAAGUAUAGGUAUUGAUUAAAAAGAAAGUUAUUACAGUUAGAAUUUGGGAUUUUAUAUGUGUGUGGGAGAUGAUUUACAAACCAGGUUUUUUGCUUAGCUGUGAACAUUAAGGGGGCCGUCGAGAGUGUGUGUUUUAGGCAAUCCUUAAAUCCCGUCCAGGGGAAUAGUAGACCAUUUUGGAAAGCAUUUUACAUGUUUUGGACCCACGAAAACUCCAUUUAGAUUCCUACAAGGUGGUAGGUGAUGAAACUGCACCUUCUUGGCCCGAGCGGGGUUAGGGCGGCCGCCAUUUUAGAGCACGGUGUUAUAUCGUUAGGAGUGUUACAUUGACUUGGUGUAAUGACCGUGAAGGAAAGCAUUUGCUUUCGUGAUUGUUUAUGUUUCUUUGUAAACUUACAUUAUUUGUAUUUGGGCUUGUUUUAGAAGGUUAAUAUAGACAAUCAUAUAUGUGUUAUAACUGCAGGAAACUUGGAGGUGAUUUUUGAGUGAAUCCUGACAUUUUACAGGUACUGAAAUGCAGAAAGAUUUAAUAACUGAGCCAAGGCCACAGGAAUGGUGCAGAGCUCAAAUCCAGGCGUCCUGAUUCCCAGCUUAGCCUUUUUCUCCAUACGCUGUGCUGAAUGCACAGAAUAAGGGGAGGUGAAAGUCCACUCUGAAAAGGAACUUGGUAAGCGUGUUGUCAUGCUGAGUUAGCACUGCCAAGUGUGGACCUGGCAAAUAACCAGGUGUUUAGGGCAGUGUAGGGAGAGCCCCCCUUCAGCUUUGCUUGGAUGCUUAGAGCUUGCUCCACAGAGAAGAAACAUGUUGAGUAAAUGUUUGCGUCUUUCCACGGGGAUGUCGUGCGAGUUGGGCACUGGACCAGUUGUUGCUGUCUGAGGCUGCUGUCACAUGGCAGCGCUCAAGGAGGAACGUGGAAAAUCUGGUCACCAAAGACCAGGCAGCUAUCUGCGCAGAUUCCCAGCCCCGCAGUGGGUGCCAGGAUACAGGUUUUCUUGCGAAACCCAAUGGUUAUCACCAAUAGUAACAUAUUUUUAUAAGAGAGUAAAUACAGAGUGUAAGUGACCAACGUGGGAUAUAGAAAAUCCUAAAAGAAAAAAGCCACCAAAAAAUCAUAGGGAAAGGGGUCGGAGAAGACCAGGUCAGUUCUGAUAGACGGCUGGGCCCUGAGACUCACCUUCUUAAGCCAGGAAGAUGAAAUGCGGGUGGGCCAGCUGACGGGGGACAUUUGGCACUCAUGGGUUCUCAGUGUGGUGCGGCAGAUGACCCGUGACAGACAGAUGCCGAUGACGGACAGAUGCUGAUGACGGACAGAUGCCGAGAGGGAGCUUCCCACAGGAGUGGGCAGGGAGGCGGCAGAGACAGAGUGGAUCAUGGCAGGUGCUUUCCUCUGAGCUCAGCUUUGGUGCCAGGGGACAAGAUGGCCACAAAGAGGAGGUGUUGGGGACCCCAGAGAGCUGAACCCAGGAAAGUGUGCAUUCUCCUCCUUUCUUUCCAAUGGUCAGGUUGGCUGGCUUGAGCUGUGUCUGCCCCGGGUUGCUGUCUGGACCUUUGCAGAUUAUUAAACACCUCCUGGAGGAGUCUCCACCCCGCCUGCCUUCUCCAGCAAAGCAGGCAGCUGGGCCAGGGAGCAGGUAGUUUUUCUUUGUUGUGCAAGAGCCGCUUAAGAAACAGUGGCCUUUUGCAUUCUCAACAUGAGCAAACGUAGCCAACACCCUAGAUUUCUUUUCUUAAGAGGAAAAAAAUUAGUAAAUUCAGAAUUUUUUUUCUUUUCUUAAGAAGAUAGUACUGAGUACUCUUCAUUAUUUACCCGAACCUAUAUACUAGGUGAUUUUGCUACCUUUCUAGACAUUUCUCAAAAUAGGACCAAUAUAAAUGAAGAAAUGCAAAGACUUAUUUAAUCAGUGUAGUCAUUUAUGGACUUCAUCCUGUAGGCCGUGGUGUGAGGAUUUUUGCAGGCUCGUUUGAGUAUCUGGUCAUUGAAAUCUCACUAUUUGUAUGUUGGUAAUAAUAGUUUGCUUGUUUCUGCCUAUUUCAUUGCAUGAGAGAAUGAAGUGUGCACGUAAGGUCACACGUUUGAUACAGACAGAUACUCUCUAAUUUACGACAGGGCUGCCUUCCCAGAAACCCAUCCUAAGUUGAAGAUACUUUUAAGUCGGAAAUGCGUUUAAUACCCUUCAGUCUACUGAACAUGGUAACAUAGCCUCACCUACCUUAAGUGCGCUUGGAAUGGGUAAAUGUUAGCCGACAGUUGGGCAGGAGCACCUGGCAGUGCAGGUUGCCAUGAAGUACCGACGUCCACCCUGGAGAUCGCGGGGCUGCCGCUGCCGGGCCUGUGGAGGGAGCAGCUCACUGCUUUCUGCUGACUGCCUGUGGCUUCCUCACCUGGUAAAGUUGAAAAAGUGUAAGUCAAACUUUCCUAAGUUGGGGACCAUCUACAGUAAAAUACAAACAAAAAUAAAGAACGGGCAAUGGAAUAAUAGGUCGCGAUGAAGGGAAAAGCUGGAUCACAUAUGUACGUCUUAGGAUUCCCUCCCGUUGGUAGAUGUGAACCAAAACUUAGGAUGUGAGCUUUCUGGCACCUAAAACAAAAAGCAAAACAUGGCCGUUGAUGUGUUGCACUGACUCUCAGGAAAAAAAGGCAUCAGUUCUCCCAUGAAGGAAAAGCUUCUUUUAGCAUUAGCGCUAAAGUCAACUUCUAAACGUUGACUUUAAUACUGGUUGUUUUAAUACAGGCUGUAUAUUCUUACAUAGACAGUGCCUUCAAUAACAUUCUUAAGGCAAAAGCUAUUGUAGCUUUUGGAAAGUAGUUCCUUGUAGCUACUUUGAUACAAAAAGCCAAGGGCAUAAAAACAAAAUAAAAGGUAUUGAGAGCUACUUUUUGAAUUACUAUGACAGUAAGAUGUAAGUUAUCAACAUUACUGUUUCCCAUUAAAUUAAUAGAAAUUUUAUUUUCAUUACUAAUGACUUAUGAACUUGAAUCAGAUUGGGCAAAUGCCUCAAUAACUAGUUCCCUAAAUAAAUAGCCCACCAGUACUCAUUUUCUUUCAACAAACAUUGAUCAAGUGCCUACUAUGAACAGAGCAUUAUUCCGAGUUCUUUAUAUGUGUUAUUUAAUAUGCACAGGUCUUAGGAAACAGGCAGUAAUUCCCAUCCCCUUUUACCCGAGAGGACACUGAGGCCUGCACAGGUGAGUAACUUCAUCAAAGUCCCACAGCCAGGUUAUUAAGCAGCUCACCUUUUGGGCCAUUCCCUUGAGUGUCCGACCCUGGUCAUGCUUGUUACCCUGUGUGGAGUUCAUUUCAUUUUGGUCCGAGCCAUUUGGGAUUAUGUAGCUUUAGAGAUGACACUAUGGGAGACCAGUGUCCCUCCACCCUUCCUCUUUCUAGAUGGCUGGGGUUUCUGAAGCAUCAUCCAAGAGGGGGUUGGGACAGGCUGUCUGCCUCUUUGGGGUCCCCAGCCUGUCUAUGGGCCUGCUCUGUUCUGAAAAUAAGCAACAAUUUUGAGUCAUCCAUCACAAAUGAGAAACUUAAGAGAGUGAUCUGAAGAGAAUUUGAUGCCAAAAAAAUUUCUGGGUCAGCUGUAGCCAUCCCAGUGAGCUGGUGGGACUUGGUCCCGUCCUGCCUCUGACCAGGCUCAGUGGCCUUGGAUCCUAGGUCAGCUCCUGUGCAGUUCCCAUGAAGCCCAGAGGGGGCUUGAGCCACACCCUCCUCAGCUCAGAAACCUGGGUCUGUAUUUGCAAAACUCCAGGGCAGGGGUCAGCAAACGUUUUCCCUAAAGGACCAGAUAGUAUUUGAUAGACCUGCCUCACAGCUUGAGAGCAGCCCGAGGCAGCCUGGCAGGGAAGAGAUGGACUUCAUGGGCACUUGACAUUUGAGUUCCAUGCCAUUCACAUGUCACAAAAUACUCUUCUUUUGAUUUUGUUUUUAAUCCCAACCAUUUUAAAAUGUAAAAACCAGCCGGGUGCGGUGGCCCACACCUGUAAUCCCAGCAUUUUGGGAGGCCGAGGUGGGCGGAUCACUUGAGGUCAGGAGUUUGAGACCAGCCUGGCCAACAUGGCAAAACCCCAUCUCUACUAAAAAUACAAAAUUAACUGAGCGUGGUGGCGGGUGCCUGUAAUCCCAGCUACUUGGGAGACUGAGGCAGGAGAAUUGCUUCAAUCCGGGAGAUGGAGGUUGUAGUGAGCUGAGAUCACACCACUGCACUCCAGUCUGGGCGACAGAGCAAGACUCCGUCUCAAAAAAAAAAAUAUAUGUGUGUGUGUGUGUGUGUGUGUGUGUGUGUAUGUGUAUAUGUGUGUGUGUAUAUAUAUGUAAAAACCAGCCUUAGCUCACUGGCUGUACAAAAACAGGUGGUGGGAAGAGUUUGGCCCGCGGGCCUGUAGUUCGCUAACCCAGCAUUCAAGGGCAGUUUUGCCCAAGAGAAGUACCAUGCACGCUAUGUCUAUCACUUUACGUUUUCUAGUGAUCACAUCGAGAGGUAAAAGGAAACACGUAAAAUUAAUGUUAAUGAUAGUUUUAUUUAAUCCAGUAUAUCCAAAAUCCAAAAUGUUAAACGUGUAGAUGACAAGAAUUACUACUAAGUUUUUUUUUGUUCUUUUUUUUUUUUUUUUUUUUUUUACACAAAAUCUUCAGUGCCCCAUGUGCAUUUUACCUUCCCAGCCCAUCCCAGUUUGGGCCAGCCCCACUUGGCAGCCUUAUAGGAUGGCAUAGCUCUAGGGGCGCCCCGCCACAAACCGCCGCCUGGUGCCAGGGUUGAGUUAGAAAUCUCCAGGCAGGUUCCUCUGUUUCUGAUUUCUGCUAUUUGUUUUCAAACCAGGACACUAAGGGGGAAGGUACAUUGCUUUAAAACUGUCUCUGGGGGAUCCCAGCAGUUUAAGGGGAAAGGGCUCUUUUUUAAUAACCUCAGGCCCUGUCCCAAGUGCCACAGUGGUGAAGUGUCAGGGUCCUGGGUGUGGAGGGGAGGCGUCUCUUCGGGAGACCACAGGGCAGCCAGGAGGCCAAGGGCCUGACCCUGCCAAUGUCUGCCCCUCUGCACACUCUUGCAACAGAGGGCCCCUGUAUUGGUAUUUCCCAUGUUCCCUGCACCCAGGUCUCCACUGGUGCAGCAUUUGAUAACUCAGAUUUAUUAGCUUCAGCAUUGUGGGUCUGCAGGAAGGAAUCUUGGUGUGGCUGUGAAUCUAGUUCCACAUGUGGUGUGACUUCUGGCCCGUUACGAACGCCUGUGCGUCUUCCCUCCAUCUGUGGGAUGAAAGGGGAAGCCAGCCUGCCCCAGGGGUUAGGAGAGGACCGUGCCCCAGGGACACCUUUGGACAAUGGGGAGCUGGAACCCUGUGCAAAGGAUCACUCACAGAGCAGGCAGAAUUGCAGAUGCAGACUGACUUGCCGGGAGAAUUUCAGAAAACAGAAGGAAAUCAUGAUGGAUUGAGUUUAUUCUUUUCCCGAACAAUUUCUGUUGUGGUUUGCUGAGAGAAUGUGGCCCGUGUUCACAGGGACGUUCUGUUCUUUAGCAGCAAGAGCUGGAACGACUGUUGACCAUUUUACCUGCCCUGUAGGUCCAAGUCAAGGCCCCUUUUAUUCAAACAUCCCGAAGUCAUGUGACUCUUAAGAUCGCACCAAUGGACUUGGUGGACAGACUGAGGUAUCCUGAUGAUGAUUGUUCCAGGUCUGUUCUGAGAAGGAACAAAAAGGUUUUCUCUUCCCCAGUGGAUCUUUUUUUUUUUUGGACAGAAUCUCACUCUUGUCACCCAGGCUGGAGUGCAGUGGCAUGAUCUCGGCUCACUGCAACCUUCGCCUCCCAGGUUCAAAUGAUUCUUGUGCCUCAGUCUCCCGAGUAGCUGGGAUUACAGGCGCACACAACCAUGCCCAGCUAAUUUUUGUAUUUUUAGUGGAGAUGGGGUUUUGCCAUGUUGGCCAGGCUGGUCUUGAACUCCUGACCUCAAGGGAUCUGCCUGUUUCGGCCUCUUACAGUGCCGGGAUUACAGGUCUGAGCCACCAUGCCCAGCCCCACAGUGGAUCUCUUAAGUGAAAAGCUGCAAAUGUAAGCAUUUUAAUAAACUUUGAUACAGAACUGAGAGUGUACUGAAAGUGUGUUUGAAAUGCACUCAUUUUUCUGCUUUGCUAGAAAAAGUUUUUCUGCUUUUGAAGUUUUGGAUCAUGAAUGUAUAUAUAUUCUCUAUGUCAUCUAAUAAUAAUUUUACAUUCAGCCUAUAAACUGUAAGGGAUUUGUUAUUCCUAUUUUUUGUAGAUUAAAAAAUUGUUUAUUUUAGAAAAGAGAUAAUUGUGAUAUAAUUCAUUUAGGUAGAUGUUAUUUGUAUUGUAUAUUAAACCUUAAACCUUUUUUUUCAUAAUUUGCUGCAUUUUAGUUUUGCCAACCUCUCAAUAUAAACAAGUUUACAAAACCUAGAAACUCUUAACUUUGCUUAGGGUUGAGGAAUACCUGGAGUGAAAACCCCAGACAAAGUUGAUUUAUUUCAUACAUCAUUAUUGUACUGGUAGAAUAGCAACAAAUGCCCUUCCUGUUGAAGAAUGAAUAUUUUAUUGAGAUGAUGGUUUUACAUACCUCUCCUCUCCGCAGUCUUCAUCGAUGAAUUUGUCACUCUCUUUAUGAAUCUGUCACUCUCUCAUUUGUCCUGAAAAUCUGAAAUAUAGUUGUUGGAGUAGAAGUUAGUACACUUUCUGCUCUCCACCAGAGUUUACAAAAACACUUUAAGUUAGGGGCUUUUCACUUAGGAGAUCCAUUCGUGGGAAAGAUAACCUCCUUUUCCCUUCAGAAUAGAUCUGGAACAAAGUGUAUUUCAUCAGCUGUUUUUAAGUAGGUCAUUUACAUAUAAUAAUUAAAAAAUGGAUAACAAUACUGGUUCAGAAAAGCUGUUUCUCAGAAGGAAGAGUGAAGUAACUCAAAGCAAACCAAACUCCUUUAAGAAGAUGCUUCUUAAAGCAUCUUCUUAAAGGAGAUGAGAAUUAAAUGCAGUGUAAUGAGUUUGCAUUCCUUCGUUUCAGCAGGUUUUUUUGUGUUGUUUGUGUCUUAUUCCCAUGCUAUUGGGAAUUACAGUGAGAUAAAAAGGAACCCUUUACAGUGGGUCAUUUUGUGAGUGCUUGAGAAUGUGUGGGGUGGUUUGGAAGCCAAGUGGAAGGGAAAAUGUAGGGGAUUUAAAGUAUAAAAUUGCAAGAGAAUCACAUUUUGUUGGUGUAUUUAAAAGUGCCACAAAGAAAGCACAAAAACCUGACCUUGUUUUUCCCCGGACAGAACGAAUCUCGCCUUUUGUCCCAUGUGUCUCAAGACUGCUGUCCAACUCAGUUUUGUCACAUUUUCAAGGCUAAGGCAGAGUUAAAUUGCUUCCUCAUUGUGGGGCUGGGUCCCGUUCUUGGAGGUGACACUUCAGGUUACCUGUUACUCCUGCUUAUGGAUCUGAUGUUCAGAGCAGCAAGUUUAUUACUUUCACGGAGGGUCAGUUUUCGUGCUUGCUAUAUUAGUCACUGAAAUGCUUCUUUUGAUAGGUCAGAUGAUAUUGAAACAAACUAGAAUUCUGUUUCCUGUCUGACUUGUGGAAUUGCAGUAUCAGUGUUCAGAAAACUUACCAGACUUUUGAACGUAAGAUCGACUAGCAUUCAAGUAGAAUUACAAAGUCCAAACGAUAUGACUCAGCUGGGAUAAAAAGUGCUGUUUUAUCUUUUUUCUGUUCCAGUGACUCAGCAAAAACAGUGCUUUGGACAUACGGAAAUGUAGGCAAACGAAUAUUUCUGCAUAAAGGGAAAAUGUAGACCUUUACUUUUAGGACGACUGUUUGUUAGUGGACCAGCCCAAAAUUCUUUUCAGAGUUUUGCAAAUCCACCUGAGUCUCCACAAGUGCAAUUUCAUCUGUGGGUUCUUCUCUUGAAAGUGAUUUAAGCCUCCGUAGCAAGUCACCCCGCACCGGCAUACAUCUGGGGGGCUCAAGAGCUUAGGCUGUUUCUAUCCAGUCAUGUGAAAUUUAUAGUUGUUCAGUUGCCUACGGUUCACCUAGUCAGGUGGGACCUCAGUAUUACAAUAAAUGAAGGUGUUCUGAUUAAAACAUCCCUUUCUUAGACAAACCAUGACUGGUUUUGGAGGUUAGUGGAAAACUGACACAAAACUACAAGCUUACGUUUAAUCGCUUGGCAGAAUUUCUUUCAUAUUCAUUUGACCACUGUUUAAUAUGCUUUAAGAUGUCUGAAGUUGGAGCUUAGAAUGUACACUGUGUCCUACUUUUAAAUGAGAGGAAUUCCAGUAGCUAAGACCAAUCCUAUUCCCUGUCCUGCAACUCCUGGAUGUGGACACUUUUUUUGCUGGGAAGUGAAUUGAUCUGAAUGUCAUUCUUCCAGGGAAUUAAUAUGAAGCUACCCAUUUUAAUUACUGAACCAGAAUAAAACAUUGACAACUGGCACUGAAGGCUUUACUCUUUGUUUAUCUUGUAUAAGGGGAUCAAGAUAGACAGAGACACUUUGCUUUUAAGACAUAUACGGUGAUUUUUCACAAAAUGGUGUGAACAUUUAGCACCUUUCUUUUCAUACUAUAAAAGGAGAUGAUGGUUGUGGAACUCACUGCAGAUAACUCAUUACUUGGUUUUCCAGCCACAAAUUUGUGUGGGUAAUUUAGUUAGAGCCAAAUACUUAGGGCAACAUUCUCCUUGCCCAAAUUAAACCAUUUCUUUUCAGAUAAUAGUACAAAGUGCAUAGUUUAUACACGACAAAGUCUUCAUCAUCUUGGCCAUCGAGAUAUUUACAGUCGAAAGAGGAAAUUGCAUUUUGAGGAAAAAGUGUGUGAGACGUUUCACAACAUGAGAGUAAGUUUAUUUUAUGGAAGCUACUAUUGAGCGCCUGCUCUAUGCCAGUCACUGUAUUAGGCAUUUAAAUACAUUCGCUUGGUGAAUGUAGUAAGAUCUUUAAAUAUAUACAUUUUAAAGAAUUUAAAAUGGUACAAUGUUCUGUGAGUUUUUCUGCAACUAAUUUUUUUUUAAUUUUGCGUAACAUUUCAGUGUAUUUGCUUUAAGGCAUGUGUAGGGUGCUGUUGUGUGUACACACCCUCAGUGAUUUCCAGAUGCCCAGUGCCCAGUGUGGCCAGAGCAUGGACCCACUGGCACAGAUUUGGUCUGUGAGCAGCCAGCAGGAGGUGCCCGUGUGUGCCAGCUGGCUGCUGCCCUGUGGAGCCGCCUUUCUUUGUCCUGUCUCCUGUUGGACAUUUGGGCUGCUAUCAGCUUUCUCUUAGCGUGCAGGGAACUUUACUAAUAUACGAGUUUGUGCACUUGUGGGAAUAUUUCUCUAGGAUAAGUUCCCCGAGGUGGAAUUUUGGGGAUGGAGGGGCAUUUUAAUUGACAGAUACUGCCAAAUUUACCAACAAAGAUAAAGUACCAUUUUACGUUCCCUGCAAAACUCAGUGCUUUCUCUUUGUCAGUGCUUGAUAUUAUCAGUCGUUUAAGUCUUGGCCAACUUAAUAGAGGAAAAUACCAUUGCAUUUAAAAAUCGUAAGUGAUUAUGAGGAUUUCUUAAUGUUUAUUGCUCAUUUUAUCUCUCUUGUGAAUCACCUGUUACUUCGUCACAUUAUCCAGUGAAGUUAUUCAUGAUUUGUUGAUUUAUAAGAACAUUUUGUUUAUUGGGGAUAAUAGUCUUUUGCUGAUGAGUUACAAAUAUCUCUUUGGGUAACUUGUUUUGUAUCUUCCGUCACAUAUGUUUUCCAGAUACAGAAACAUUCAGGUAGCCUAUAUAUGAGUUGUUUCUUAAAAUGUGUGAAAGAUUUCAGGUGUGGACUUGACUCAUCUCUCACAUUUGGGUAGGUGGAGGAGAGAGCUCUGGUUUCUUGCUUAAAUAUUGGUCUGUUUACUUUUUUUGUCCCUGAGUGAAUUUUGGACAGUUAGAUUUUAUUAGAAAAUUAUAUUUUUCAUCCAUAUUAACAAGUGUAUUAACCUAGAGUUUGAAAAACAUUGUAUGAUUUUUUAAAAUUUUCCUUCUGUCUGUGGUUAUUAGACCUAAUUCCUCCCAACCUCUUUUUUCUUCUUGAUUAGGCCAGCUAGUUAUUUAUCUCAUUCAUUGGGGUUAUCAUAGAGCCAAUUACUGAUUUUGUGUAUCAGUUUUACUGUAGUUUUUCUUAUUUAUUGUUACUCUUUAAAAUUCAAAUUUAAGGGUUUUAUUAUAUUUUUGUUACUGGUUGAAUUGAAUAUUUUUAAUUAUUGUAGCAAGUAAUUGAAUUUUAUUUUAGCUUUCUUGUGUACCAUAAAUUUUGACACUGGUACUUUGAAGAGAGUUUGCAGUUUCACUUUGAUUUCUUCUUUGUUUCAGGAGUUGUUACAGAGAGUUUAGAAUUUUCCAAAUGGCUGAACUUCUAUGAGUGUUGUUUUUGUUUUUGCUUGUUAAUUUUUAGUGUCAUGGUACUGUAUUAUGGAGCUCCUGGGACCUGUACUGUUUUGAAUUUAUGGAACUUUUAGAGCCUUCCUUGUGGUUAAUAUGGAGGCAUUUGAUGUUCUAUUGCCAAUUUAGCAAAAUAGCAAAUUGUGGAGUGUGAUACUCAUAUAUUAGAUAAGCCUUACUUUAUUUUUCAAGCUGUCUGUUUCUUACUACUUUUGCUUACUUAAUCUGCCAUGCUUACGAGAGAUUUGCCAAUUCUUCCAGAUCAUUUUUCUCUGUUUGUCUUUUCAGGUAUUCACUGUAGCUGUUUCUAAAUGCAUUUUAUUCUGUGUUUGUGUUAUUCUGUGUUAUUUGACUUAAAAGUGUAAUAUAACUACAGCUGGGGGAGGGGUGCUUUCCUGUAAUCCCACUUCUUGGGAGGCUGAGGCAGGAGGAUUGCUUGAGCCCAGGAGUUUGAGGCCAGCCUGGGCAACACAGAGUAAGACCCUGUCUCAAAAAGAAAGCCCCCCCCCCCCCCACACAAAAACAACCAACAACCCAGUGUUAGGACAAUUACAUCUUCUUUGUGAGUUCUACUUUACCCUUUAUGAUUAUAAGAUAGCUACUUUUUUUUUUUUUUGGAGAUGGAGUCUCACCCUGUUGCUCAGGCUGGAGUGCAGUGGUGCAAUCUCAGCUCACUGCAAGCUCCGCCUCCUGGGUUCACGCCGUCCUCUUGCCUCAGCUUCCCAAGUAGCUGGGACUACAGGCGCCCACCACCAAGCCUGGAUAAUUUUUUGUAUUUUUAGUAGAGACAGGGUUUCACCGUGUUAGCUAGGAUGGUCUCCAUCUCCUGACCUCGUGAUCCGCCCACCUUGGCCUCCCAAAGUGCUGUGAUUACAGGCGUGAGCCACCGCACCCAGCCAACUACUUUUGUUUAAUUGCCUUUUUUGACCACACAUUAAACUUUUAAUGGUAUAUUUUUUCCAUGUUGCUUUUGUUUGUACUUUUCUGAUAUAUUUUUCUCUACGUGUCCAGCUUUUCCGAGUUCCUCAGUCAUAGGUGUUUUUUUUUUUUUUUUUUUUUUUUGCAGAGAGCAAAUAGUCAAUUUAAUUUUUAACCCUAUCAUGGAGUCUUUUUUUAAAUAAGUGAGUUUAUUCCAUUAAUAUUUAUUUCUGAAACUGACUUACUUGGUCUUCUUUCCUAAUUAAAGAAAAAAAAAACUUUUGUGCUUCCUCGCUUUUUCUUCUUUUCUCUUUAUUGGAAUAUGAAUUAUAUUUCUUGUCCUUUAAUUAUUAAAAUCAGAAAGCAUAUAGAAAGCAUAUAAUGCUUUUGCUUCCACUAGUGGCGGUAUUUAUAAUGUUUUCUUAAAGCUGUAUUAAUGUAUCAACAUCAGUAGUAAUACAAUUUGACUUCCCCUUUGGGAAAGAAGUUAGAACACUUCUAUUACCUUCCUCUUCUUUCCCCAUCUCCUCCCUCUCCCCACAUUGCUAUUGUCAUUCCUUUUUUGGCUGUUGUUUUUUAGUCUAUUAGUGUUAAUUUUUAAUUUUUACAUGACAUAGUUUUUAUUUCAAGACAGGUAAGGAUCGCAUGUUUAUUUUAUGUGUAGAUCACAGUUAUUUGGAUGUAAUUCUAUUUAUAUUUAUUUCCUUGCUUACUGGAUUUAGUGAUCAUUGCCGGAUUUUAUUAUUGCUUUUUCUGCCUGUGAGGCCUUCAUUUGGAGCCAUCCUGUUUGACCGGAUGACCUUUCCAGGUUGCUCUUAAAGGACUCUGGUGAGGACACUCGUCCUUAUGGAGGAGCUAGCCUGAGCUAGGUGAGAAUCCAAGCAGCAGAAAAGUGGGUCAGAGCCCAGGAGAGCUAAGGAAAUUUCAUAUUGCUGAAGCCAGAGGUGCAUACACCUGUGUGUUCAUGCGUGUGAGCGCACGUGUCGCAAGUGCAUAUGUGUGUAAGUGUGCCUGAGUGUACGUGUAUAUACACACAUACAUGCAUAUGUGAAUAUACACACGUGUAAGUGCGCCUGUGUAUAGGUGCACGUUUGCAAGUGUGCCCGUGUAGUGAGCCUAUGCAAAUGCACACACACAUGUGCAAGUGUCUGUGCACAUGCCUGUCAGGGAUGGCAGGGGUGUCUGGGUGGUAGCCAAGAGCUGAUGUUUGAGAAGCCGUUAAAGACCACAUCAUCUUGACUGUGAAUUGUCUUGAGGAAUAUGGACUCCGUCCCAAGGGCAAUGGGAAGAGAUGUUGUGGAGGGUCCCUCAGCCAAUCUGCAGCAGGGAGGAAGCGUCACAGGCCAGGGACGCUGACCAAGGGACCGGCAGGAGGUUUCUGAAGGGAAGAUGGUUUGAUGGUUCAGAACAGGAAGAGGAUGGAGCUCUGGGCUAGAUUUGUGACUGAGAAACUGGAGCAGAGUGCCGUGAUUCUGACUUGGUUCAUGCUGGAAGGUCUAGAGUCUGUAAGACUUGGUCCAUCCACUGGAUGCGUUGAGAGGGAGGGAGGGUGCAGGGCAGCUGUUGUAUCCUGGGUAGGACCCUGCAGGGACACAGUCCUAGUGGGCGUGAUGUCCUGGAAUGAGACAUCCAGGGUAGACAGUUUGGGUGGGGCCGGAGUCCCAGAACAGCUUCCAUCUGCUGUGGGUGUCUUGGGGACACCUGCAGUAAGAUAGGGAUCUUAGGGUGUUUAGCCUCCACGGACUGGCAGCAUGACUGCAUGCUGGACCCGGCUCCUGGGGGAAGUCGGCUCCAAUUCUGGGAUCUCCCGUUCAGCGAUGUGACAGGAUCUAGCGUGACGGGAUCUAGUGAGGCCCCGACUGGUGCCUGGCUGAGGCCCAGCUGUCGUGUGUGGAGUGUUUCCACCAGUGGUGGCCUCUGGACACCAGAAAUGCUGUUCACAUGGGCCCACCGCAGGUCAGAGAACUUCUGAACUGGAAAAGGCCUCCCAAUUUGUCCAUUACAAAUGACACAUUUCACAGAUGGGAAAAACGAGGGCCAAAGAAGAGAAUGACCCAUCUAAGGCCACAUGUCUGACCAGAGAAAUGAGAGUUGGCCCAGGAAUCAGUCCGUGUCUGGGGUCGCUGCCCUCUCUUGCCAGGUGUUAGAGGUGAUUCAAGAGCUGCAGCAAUCCAUUCUGUCACCUUUUUCGGGAAGAAAGUAAGGCAGAAAAGUCCCUGAAAUAAUAUGUCUUUUUUUUUUUUUCCGUGUGGAGGAUGUGGAGGGUUUGCUCAGUAAGUAUGGUAAUCAUCUGAACGGAUAUGCCAGAUAUGCAUACUUUUAGAAUUAUUCCUGACAAGUUUUUCAUAAUACCAUCUUUAUCUGUGUUUCUUGUUUCUUCUGCCCAACAGAUUGGUGAGGAAUACUGUAAAUCAUAUUUUUGAUGUAGGUAAAAGAAAGUAUCUGAAAGGUGUUUUUAAAAAAUUAAUCCACUUACAAAAAUAUCUUUGAAGAAAGAAAACUGCCUAGGAAGGAGAAAGGAAUAGAAAAGAAAUUUAAAAAAUCAGGUUUUUGUGGAACUGUUUUUCUUUUUUCUUUUUCUCAGGCUCCCGAGUAGCUGGGACUACGGGCGCCUGCCACCAUGCCAGGCUAACUUUUGUUGCAUUUUUUAGUAGAGACGGGGUUUCCCUGUGUUAGCCAGGAUGGUCUUGAUCUCCUGACCUGGUGAUCCGCCCGCCUCGACCUCCCAAAGUGCUGGGAUUACAGGCGGUAGCCACCGCGCCCAGCCUUGUGGCACUGUUUUUAAGUGCAGGGCAAGCCUUACAGUAUGUAGGGAUUUAUAGAAAAUCAUAGAUAAGAAGUCCUUAAUGAAUUAGGGUAGAACUUCAGUGCUUUUGGCCAAGGGUGGUCGUUAAAUGUUUGUAACAAAAAUCAAAUGGAGUAAAAUUCUCAGAAUAAACCAGAGAGCACAGAAGAGGGUUCGUAUGGAAUUUCCAGUCAGGAAGAAGCAGACCAUUCCAAAGCUCAUUGAUAUAAGGGCUCCUUGGAUCAGAACAGUGCAGUGUCCGCUAAAUGUUGCAUGUAAGAUCACUUCAGCUUGGAAUUUCUUAAGCAGUUAGUGCAGAAAGAGUAGCUCUGUUAAAGCAUACUUGUGUUGGGUAGAAAUGUUCCCUUCAUGGAACUUUUCUAUAUAUAUAUGAAUUAGAAUUGUAUCCUGACCACUUGUGAUUUGUUCCAGAUCUAAGUUAAAAGUUGGGGGGAAAACGCCAAGCAAAGGGAAACUGCACAUUGGUUGGCUCAGAUAACUCAGCAGUUAACGUGAAUUGUCAAAGCCGGGUAAUCCACCAAUGGGCGGUUCCAAAUCUGAGAACGUGAAAACUGGCUCUCUCAUCUAGAAAAAUGUGUUUUGGUUUGUUUUGUUUUUAAACAGUUUAUGGAUUCUGGUGAUGACCUCUGACAUCCUUAUUUGGGAUAAUACCAUUUAAAGAUGAACAUAUUUCAUGCAGUUUUAACAGUAGAUUAUUUACUUAACAAUGCCUUAUAAAUAUUAUCUCAUUUGUAUUUUGUAAUGAUUUCCUGAGUACAAUUUUAAAGCAUUUCAAAUGAUUUUGAGCAUUUAAAACCUAUACUUUUUGUUUUGUGUUUUUUAUUGUGAUAAAAUAUAUGUAACAUAAAGUUUACCAUUUUAGCUAUUUUUUAAGUGUACAGUUCAGUGCCUGUAUUGGUUUUUUAUAAUUAAUGAAUAUUAGUUGAAAGACACAUGAGGCAGCUCUGUCUGCUUUUCUGAGUACAGUGGUUUAACCUUUCAGAUUCCAGGACUUUCUAACGGAAGAAGAUAAAAAUAGAAAAUGAAGUUUUGAUUUAAUCCCAACAUUAAAUUAUAUUUUUAAAAAUAUUAAACUUUUUGGUCAGAAGACUAAAGUUACCAUACUUUCUUUAAUCUAAAAAGUGAGUCUCCUCCCUUAUCCCAACCCGGUAAUUUUUAAUUUCUUCUUACACUGAAAGAAAGCUCUUUUAUCUUGAAUGCAGUAGUGGAAACUAUUAUUAGGUCUUUGGUUAUUUCAAUGUAGAAAGGAAAAUAUGUAACCUAAAAUCAUGAGUGCCUUCUUUUAACUGUCCAUUUUGUGGAAUGUAUACAUUCAGAGAUAUUUAUUAAAACUUAUUUUUAAAAAGCCCUCUAAAUAUAAAGAUAUAAUGAGUGUGGCUUUUUUAGUAAUAUAAAAAAUAGGACUGCAAAUCCUUAAUAAUCAUAUGUUUGGGGUGUAAUUUUGGACUGGUGAUUUCACCACACUGCACAGUUGACUAAUUUUAUAUUUUGCUGGGAGAAGGCAAAAACUUUCUUCCAGUAAAGGGAACAUUCGCACACCCUGAUUUGACUACCUCGGUUAUUUAUAUUCAGGCGUACAGAGCUAAACAUGUAGAAACAUCAUGACUUCAUUACAAAAUCCAAAACUAUUCAAGAAUGAACAUUAAAUGCCUUUAAAAUCGGGCUGGGAAGUUGGAGACAUUAGAACUCUUCAGACCUGGAGGCUCUCCCCAAGUGCUUCUUUGUAGCAGUGUGGUUUAGUGGUUCAGGACCUUCCAUUGUUGAAGGACAUAUAAUAUACAAUGGAGUGAUAAAUAAAGUCCUGGCAACAAACACUCUUUGAGGACUAAACAAGGAACUGAUGGGGAAGAUGGCUCAGCAUUUUAAGUUACUCUUCUCAAGUGACAGUUUUCAGGGGUGUCAAUUUUUUGGCUUCCCUCGGCCACAUUGGAAGAAGAGGAACUGUCUUGGACUACACAUAAAAGAUGCUAACACGGCCGGGCGCGUUGGCUCAUACCUGUAAUCACAACACUUUGGGAGGCCGAGGUGGGUAGAUCACUUGAGCUCAGGAGUUUGAGACCAGCCUGGCUGACAUGGCGAAACCUCGUCUCUACAAAAAAUAGAAAAAAAAUUAGCUGAGUGUGGUGGUGCACACCUGUAGUCCCAGCUACUAGGGAGGCCAAGGUGGGAGGAUCGCUUGAGCCCGGAAGGCCGAGGUUGCAGUGAGCCAAGGUUGCACCACUGCACUCCAGCCUGGGCGACAGUGAGACCCUGUCUCAAAAAAAAAAAAAAAAAAAGACACUAAUGAUGAGCCUAAAACAAAAAACAAAAAACAGCAAAAAACCUCAUAAUGUUUAAGAAAGGUUAUGAAUUUGUGUUGGGCUGCCGCGGGUUGGACAAGCUUGGACUUUAAAUUGUCCAGAGAGCGAGUGUGAUUGUUUUUCUUACUAAAAGAGCACGGGGCUGCUCCAAAUCACAAGUAUUGUAGGACACUGCCAAUCCUAAUUUUGAUAUCUCUAAUUUCAGAUAAACAUAAAAAACACAUUUCUGUAUACAUAGAGAGCAGAAGUUCUCUAUUUCUGAACCUUUUUGAUCCAUCAGAGCCAGAGAAUCUCCUGGGAUGCCUUGAGUGGCCUGAAGUGGUCAGUUCACAGAAUAGGCACGGGCUGGCUGGGGUGUGUUGGCUGCUGCAGGGAGUCCCGCAAGGCCGUCCGUCGCGUGCUGUCCGUAGGGAGGUCUGGAAUGCGCCGCAGCUACUCUUUGCUUGCAAGGCUGCCUGGGAUGACAGUGGGAGUUAGCAGUCAGCAGAUAGUUGAAGCACUCAUUUCUGUCCUUCGUUUAUUACUUAUAUGUAGCUGCCCUGAGCGGGAUGGGAUGCAUGUAGUUAUUCGAUAACUGGACUUGAAUUUAUUUGGUAAAAAUAACUCAGGAAUCGAACGGGCUUACAGUUUGAACAUGCCUGCAAAUGCAGGAAAUUGCUAAACUUCUGCUUUGAAAAUGAGGCAGCCCAUGUAGAUUGCAACAUGUUUUUGAGGUGUAGCCUUUGAGUGGGCUGGGGCUGUUGUCUUUCUCAAGAUCCCAGUUAGGAAGGAGCAGCAGGGACUCCCCUCUGGUUUGGACCUCCCCACCACCAGCCUCCGAAGCCUUGUCCCCUCCUUGACUGAGCACUUACUUGCAGCCUCCAGGAAAGCCCAGCACCUGUGGAUGCUGUAAUUCCAGCACUGCCCCCGAGGUGUGCUUAAUAUCUAGUUAGGGCGAGAGAGAUCUCAGGGCAGAGCGUUUGCCCAAAUCAUUUCCUCUCUGGGACAAGAGACACGCAGGACUUCCUGCCAGCCCAGAGGGGCUGUGAGCUGCAGGUUCCGAGAGACACGCAGGACUUCCUGCCAACCCAGAGGGGCUGUCAGCUGCAGGUUCCGAGAGACACGCAGGACUUCCUGCCAGCCCAGAGGGGCUGUGAGCUGCAGGUUCCGAGAGACACGCAGGACUUCCUGCCAACCCAGAAGGGCUGUGAGCUGCAGGUUCCGAGAGACACGCAGGACUUCCUGCCAGCCCAGAGGGGCUGUCAGCUGCAGGUUCAGCGAGGCCACGGCUGCCUCUGCCUGAUUUUACUUCCCAGAGGCCAGCGUCUCCUGGGUUUUGCCUCUCUGGGGCCCCCCUGCCUCCCAGGGCCCUUUGCCUGCACCUCUGGGUGGUCCUUCCCUGUGAGGCUGCAGAACCAGGGUCCUGCCCCAGGGCAUCCCUUCCCAUGUUUGCUCCCCACGUUCACCGCCCGUGGCAUCACCACCAUAGACUCCAGGUCCUGGUGAUACCCUGGUGGAGGGACUUCUGUGUCAUCCUGUCUCCUGUUGCAUCAGCUGUGCGUGUCCCAGCAGGGAUGGCCCUCGUGGCCCCUGUGCAUGUCCAGGGUCCCUUCUCUACUUUUCCAGCCCCCACUGUAGGCACGUGUCCCCACUGGGUGUCUUGCCUCACACCCAUCCCAGGCUUGGCAGGCAGGCACCACUGCGUCCUGUGUGCCACGCUGUCUAGAGAGCCUGUCCACAGAGUGCCUUUCUCCUUGACUAGAUCUCCUGGAGAUGCGCGGCCCCGGCACCUGCAUAGAGCACUUGGGUCCGGCCGUGCCAGCCAAGUAGCCUCUUUGGUGUCCCCGCCAUCCCACCUGGCUUGGUCCUUGUGGGCCUCACAGAUGCUGGUAGCCUGGUGAGCGUGCAGAGCGUCGGCCUCCGUGCCAGCAUCCCGUCCACGUGGCAGCAUGGGUGCACCAUUAUGGGAGUGGGGAACUGACAGAGAGACCUGAAUGCUGUUCUCAAGGGGCAGGAGGUCCUGAGACUCCCAAGGGAACGGAGUCUCUGUUGCAAGAGCCCUCCCUGUGCCCCUGCCUGCCUGGAGCAGUGGAGAGCGAGGUGGCCGCCCGGGUGGGAUGGAGUCCGUCUGUGAGAAGCACCCUAGGAGUAAACCCAGUAAUUAGUGUCGUAAAUCAAAUCUCUCCCGGAGCCUGAAUUAACGUCACUCCUAAGGGAACGUGAUGGUUUCCAGUAUGGCUUAGACCGUCACCCAGGGACAUUAGAAGUAGGGGGAAGAAACAGUUGAUCAUCAGAAAAUGCAUCGAGAGGACUGCUUGGGGCCUCUUUAAAUUGAAAAUGGUGUGUCUUUGCCCAGCAGAAGUUUGAACUGGGAAGUGUGUUGAACAGAAGGGUUUGGGCGCAGUCUAGCUGUUCCUGGGAUUUCGCCUUUGCUGUCCCAGGAGCCCAUCUGGGAGCCUGUGCUGCGCUCGGGUCCUUCUCCCAAGUCCCUGCUGGUCCCUGAUGGCUCCUUGGUCCAUCUCUGUUUUCGUGACCAUCACACUUCUGAGGAGGACUGGCCGGGUGUUUUGUGGAACCCAUAAGCUCCAGGUCCUGGUGACGUCCUGGUGCAGGGACUUCUGUGCCCUCAGUUUGGGUUCUUGCGUGUUUUCUGAUUGGUUUAGCCCAGGGUUAUCGUUCCCGGGAGGAAGAUAACCUUCUCCCGCAGGGAGAGGCCCUUCUCAUCGCAGCACAUCAGGGGUUGGUCUUGUAAACAUUUACUCGUAUUUUCGCCUCUUUCCAGCCCUGCCUUUGUCUGUUACUGGUUAAUACAUCUGAAAGUAAAGGUAUAAAGUUUCUUCCCUGUCUGUCCCUCCAUCCUGGAGCAUUUCUCCCGUGUGCUGUCCAAGGACGCCGCAGGGUCAGCCUUUCUCAGACACAGAUUGGCCCCCUUGGCCCAAAGGAAAUAGAUUUUUAAAAAGGCCUCUUUCUCCUUUGAGUUUCCUUGACUAGAGAAUCUCUCCUCUUCUGCUGUCGAAGAGUAAGAUCUUUUCUGUUUCUUCUGCCCUGUUCCACCUGUAACUGCCAAAUCUGAAGCUGGUGUCCAGGGGCAGGAAAGCAUCUCUGGAUGUGCAUAACCCGAAACCUUGGUCUCAACCCCUGUGGCCUGUCGAAGAGGGGAAACUAAGCCAGAAAAUAGCUUGUGCUUAGUUUAAAAAACUGACACAUGUUGAAGACACGAUGUCCAGCAGAUAGUGUGGAUGACCACGCCAUUUUGGUGUACGAUGCAUGCCAGCCUUGAGCUGCGUGGCGAGCCCUGGGCCCUGGCACCUCUGGAGCCUCUCUCCUCUGGCGGCUCCCCUCGAGGUUGCCUGAAGGUGAGGAGGGUGCAGCUGCCCUCAUCGGAUGCACGGCUGUAUCCCUGGGGUCGCAUUCCAGUAGUUUCUCCGCAUCACUAAAGAUACUGGGGCUCUAGCAUCCAUUCCCACUUGGGCUCCUCCAACUGCGUAAGGCUCCCAUGAUACAUCCCCCACCCUUCAAAAGAUGCCUUGACUAAAUCAUGAAAAAAAGGAGACUUUUUAACCUUUCCAUAAGUGAGAUGGCCAGGCUGGGGUGCCAGAGAGGCCCUGCAAGUCCAGGAGGCCACUGUCCCCAUCUGAAAUGGCCAGGCUGGGGGUGCCAGGGAGGCCUUGCAAGUCCAGGAGGCCACUGUCCCCGUCUGAAAUGACAAGGCUGGGGGUGCCAGAGAGGCCCUGCAAGUCCAGGAGGCCACUGUCCCCAUCUGAAAUGGCCAGGCUGGGGGUGCCAGGGAGGCCCUGCAAGUCCAGGAGCCACUGUCCCCUAUCACUGCGCAUCACCCUGCCUUUCCACAUAGGUCUGGGGGCUCUGCACCUUUGUCUCCAUGACUCUUGGGGUUUCCCAGUGAUGGUUCUGAGAUUUCUGAAUGCCAGCUUGAGACAGCAAAGGCCCCAGUCAUGCCAAGCUAUGUGUGAGUCCCACUUUCUGUUUUUGAGACUGAGUCUCACUCUGUCGCCCAGCCUGGAGUGCAGUGGUAUGAUCUCGACUCACUGCAACCUGCACCUCCUGGGUUCAAGCGAUUCUUCUACCUCAGCCUCCCGAGUGACUGGGACUACAGGCACACGCCACCACGUGCCACGUUUUUAAUGUACCUUUAGUACAUUAAAAAUUUUUAAAGUACUAAAAUUUUUUUUUGUAUUUUUAGUACAGACGGGGUUUUACCAUGUUGGCCAGGCUGGUCUUGAACUCCUGACCUCAAGUGAUCCACCCACCUCAGCCUCCCAAAGUGCCGGGAUGACAGGUGUGAGCACCCGCGCCCGGCCUUGAGUCCCACUUCUGAGACUGUAGAUGGAGAAACAUGGCGUGGUGCCGUAAAGAACGGGAAGUGAUGGGGAGAUCUUGUUUCGGUGGAUCUUCUUCUGUCUUUUUUCCUUUUGAAAAGUGUGUGUAGUUCAGGACUGAGAACAUAAGCUUUCGAGCACUGCUUAUUGCUCAGGCAGUGGGAAUAGUUUAUUAUGAAUACUUUGCUAGUGUCUGUUUUAAAGCUUGCUGUCAAAUCGCUUUGGAAUGACUUUCAAGUCUAGUGAGAGCUGUGCCACACCCUGAAACAUCUGGGGAUUCCGUGGUCCCAGGUAUAAGUGGGACACCGAUUUCAGUGGGCACGUCUGCGUUGCGGUCACAGACUGGCUCCCUAGUACCCUAGUGUGUUUUGUAAACGCAGAUGCUGCGGAGGAGGUGAGUAGGUGGCGCCCCACAGACCCAUCCCCAAGAAGAGCGAGAGCCACCCAGGGGCCUGGCAUUUCUGGCGGUCGGCAGUGUGAUGCGCACACCAAGCGCAGUCCAUGCCAGGAGCUCAGGGCAUAUGCAUAGCAGGUGUUCCCUGGUGACAUUUUGAUAGGCUGGAUUGACAACUAAAUGCAGAUUGUUCCGCUGCUACAGUUAGGCGGCGUCCUGGUUACCUUCGCUGCUGCGUUUGUGCUGUGACUGUUGAAUGCUUCUCCUGCUCCUGGCUGCCCCUCACAGAUGUGGGAAGUCCUAUUAGAAACCACACUGUGUGGGAUUUUCCCAGCAGCCCCACUUGGGGUGAUUUAAUUCAUUCUGAAAAUACCUACGGUAGCCCCAAAACGUCCUUGGGCAUUGUUUUAAUUUUUCUUAAAGAGAAGCAGUGGCAAAUGGUUCUUAAAAACAUAAUUAGAUGAAUACUAAACUUUUCCUCAUUUCAGAAUCUGAGAGAGGCCGAGUGGAGUUCGGUCCUUCUCUGAACACUUUUAGCUGAGAGUACCAGCAUCCAACUGGGAGCGUUGUCAUUGCAUUUCCACAUUCCCAGGAAAGCCCAGGUAGGUGCAGUUGGAUCACCUUCCUGUCAAUCCGUCUGACUUCUGUUUCACAAACCUGGAAUUUCAAUCAAGCUUAAAACAACAGUUAUUACUUUAUGGUGUAGGGUCGCUUUUCUUGGCAUAGCUAGAAAAAUGUAAAAUGAUGGUAAAUAGAAGAAAAAUAAUUAAACCAGAGCACAUAACUGGGAAGCCGCCUCUGUGGGCUACUUUGAUGAGGACAUAGGGAUCACAGUGUGAAUGAGGUUUUCUGCUGAAAAACAGCCAGUGUAAGCUGAUCGUAGAACUUGGUGCUCCUGGGGUGGGGGGUCCAUUCCUUUUUAUGAUCUGGAAAACUAUUGGCUCGAGGAUAUUAGCUUGCAUAUGAGUAAGACCCACUUUCUUUUCUUGCCCAAGUUUGCACAGCUUAUUACAGUUGGGCGAUGUUUUUGGGCAGACAGCUCUCUUCUCUUCUGGGAGGUGCCGGAGCAGAGCUGCCUAACGCAGUGAUGGAAUUGUGUGGUGCAGGCUUCAUCUGCGUCCGCACGGGGGCAGGUUUCGGUUGUUACCAGGCAGGUCUUUAAUGAGGUGGACCGCUAAUCUCUCUGCUGAGACCUGCCCUGACGGCGAUGUUUCUAAACUAAAGGGGCGUUGGAGGAGUGCCUGUGUUGGACUGUAGGUCCCUUGUGGGAACAGGAAGAUGUGGUGUGAACUGUCUUGUGUUGUUCUUCAGUAAUCGAUUGGGUCAUCAUUUGAUUAAAGUAGUGAAGUGGUUUUCUUGGGAUUCCUACAAAGCCGUCUCUGAGUUUUGCAAAUCUGGAGCUGCUGGUGCAAGUCCUGCCCGCUCCCCACUGUGAUGGGGUGGCCUCUGGCGUGGAAGUGUGUCCCGUGGGCAUGGUCACCAGCGCUCAUCGGCGGAGGCUGGAAACACGCUUCUGUGGCAGAAACACUUUGAAAAAAAGGUAGAUGCUGGAAGAAUAUACAAAAUGUCAUAUUAAUUUAAAAGGUAACCGGAUGUGGGAAGGGUGGGAGCCAGGGCCCGCACGCUUGAUAUCCGGGCUUGGGCAAGAUCAUCCCCACAGAGUCACAGGAGGAGGGCGGAGCGGUUUCCCCACAUACCACACGCCUGCAGGGCUGGACGCCGCACCCUUCCCAUCCAGGUGAGGCUGCCCAGGGUUUCUCGCCUGCUAGCUGGUCCGGCCCAUGGCGGGCACUCGGGGGAUACCUGUUGACCAUCUGAUGAGACCUGGGCCCCUCGCCUGUUGGCGACAAGCCUCAAGCUGGUUCCCGUGCGGUCCCUGCAUAUUUUCGGUACUGCUGAAUCUUGGAUGGAGACCUGAAGAGGAAGGGAUCUUGAAUUUGUCAAGCGCCCACUGUGUGCCAGGCGCCCAUUUUAAGCACCCGAUGUAUGUUUUCUGAUUUUACGUUUGGAUGGCAAGAUUGCAAAACGUUUGUGUCCUAUAAAUGAAUUUCUGACAAUUGCAGAAGUUAUAGGUGACAAAUGACUCCUUCCACCCCCAAAUUUCCUCUAAAGGCCACAUUAAAUAGGGUGAUCCAGGGCUUCUCAAGUGGUGUAGCCCAACAGGUUGGUCCCAGGUGUGUGGAGACGCUGGUCCCCUGGGCCCUCUUGGUCAGGGAGGCAGCAGAGGGUGGGGAAGUGGCAUGUGCCACAGGGCUCGGAGGAAGCCAACAUGUUUUUCACAGUGCCUGUUGCGGCCAUGGUGAUCGGUGUUCUGUUAGACGAGACACUGGCCUCACCAUUACAUGGUCAGUGUGCAGUGAUGACGGAGUGUCCAGGAGGAGCUUGGUUUAGGCAGAUAAGUCAGCCCCGUUCAGUAUGUUGUUAUUUUUAUUUAUUUAUUUAUUUUUUGAGAUGGAGUCAGGCUCUGUCGCCCAGGUUGGAGUGCAGUGGCAUGAUCUCAGCUCACUGCAACCUCCGGCUCCCGGGUUCAAGCGAUUGUCCUGCCUCAGCCUCCCAAGUAGCUGGGAUUACAGGCAUGCGCCACCACGCCCGGCUAAUUUUUUUUUGUAGUUUUAGUAGAGAUGAGGUUUCACCGUGUUGGCCAGGCUGGUCUCCCUGACCUCAAUUGAUCCACUUGCCUCGGGUUCCUAAAGUCCUGGGAUUACAGGCGUGAGCCACCGUGGCGGGCAGUAUGUUGUUUAAAAAGGCCCUUCUAUUACUUCUGGAAAAACAAAGGGUUAAGUAAUUACCCGCCAUGAACAAGCGAGGCGAUCAUGUGGCAUGGCUUCUCCGGUUUGGGAGUUUUGAUUCUUAUUUUCACUGUAGCUUUUUGCAAGUGAUCUCUCUCUCGGGGUGUGCUCUGACAUGACUUGCACAAUUCCAGAACCUCUCUAGCCCUGAACAGAAGCAGAGUAGAGCUGUCUACUUGUCUUUCAUGAGCAACUGGGCUCGUUGAAAAAGGGAGGAAAACAGGAUCGAUCAGCCACCUUCCUCCCAGUUUUUUUACUGGUCAGUGGCCGACUUGCCAGCUGCUCAGGAUGGUGUGGCCUCUUGCUUUGUGUUGAUUUGGGGUCUUAGAGGUUCAUAGGUGAUGGCCACAGUGGUCGCUUUUGUAGCCCCGGAUGUUACUUUGUAUUUAGAUUGUACCCCUUUUAUUGGAAGGUCAAGGAAUGUUCUGACAACUCCAGAAUGCUCAUUCCAGGCACCAGAGAGCGGGGGCCUGGAAGGUGGUAACAGGGAGGCAGGAAGACAGGGAAUGGGCUCACAGCCUUGUCGAGGGAUGUGGCUCACAGCUUUGACCCUCAGCGUCCUCGUCUGUGAAAUGAGGGUGGCAUCGCAGAGACGGAGGAGGGCCCUGGACGGUGAGUGCAGGCAGAGGUGCCUCCUGUGCUCUGUGCCAGGAUGAGGAUUUAUGAUUGCUAACAGCACUAGGAGUCAUCGGAGUUCCGCAUGUUUCAACCUUCGGGUGAGUGUCGCCCCUUGCUGUGUUUGGUAGGCACAUUCCAACAGAACGAGUCCUGGUCCAGAAAUGCAGUGCGGUGUUUUCUGGGCAUUCUUCCCAUUUGUUAGUGGAAGCAUUCCUUGGCGUAUGUUGAUAGUGGUUAAAAGACUGCAUUCUAGUGCAGUGGACAUGAUUCAUUAUUUGGGACUGGUGAGACAGACCUGCCCGAUGCCAAGGAGGCUGCCUACGUAAAGACCCCACCCGGCGUUUCCUUAUCAUCAGUAUGUUCCUUCUUGUGCCUGCCGGAUCGCCUGUUCUUAGCCUGCCUGCCACCGUCUAACCUCGUCUCCGGGGGCCUGCAGUUGGCCCUGAAUCCUCCCGCGUUGUGAUGGGAUACCCACUGUGCUCCAGGAGCAGUGCCUGGUGUAGCGUGAGGCUUCCGGUUCUACCUCCUGCCCUGCCACUUCCUGAAGCCCCGCAUCAGGUCCAGGGGAGGCUGGGCCACUCUGACUCGGGCUGUGGAGCUGCUGGACAUUUAAAGGCUUGGUGUUGAGAAGUGUUGCUGUUGGCAUCAUGGCAGACAGUGCUGGAAUACAUUCCGAGGGAGGCGACGCGGUGCCCGAUGGGGUGCACACGGCCGCCACGUCCUGAAUGGCACAAAUCCUGGGCUGAGCUCAGGGCCAGCUUGGCACGCGAGGCCUCCCUGGCCGGCAGUGGAGGGCCAGAGUUUUCUCCCACGAAGGAAGCUAGGACGGCUGUCCUCAGAGAGCUUGGGUGCCUGUGGGAGGGCUCAAUGAUGUUGAGUGGAUGGUGGCCACGGGUCAGGGCUGUCACCGGCCCAGGAUUUCCCGAGCUGGCACUGGGUCCAGUGUGCCUCCAGCAGUGACCGUGCAUGGAGGAGAAGCCGAAGCUCGGGGCAGGGAGAGAGCGCCCUAUGCACAGGAGAGGGGCAGCAGGUGGGCCCGGCGCCCCGUUACUGCUGCAGCGUCUGGCUCUGUGCGAAGCUGGUAAUCCAGGCACAUGGGCACGAGUGUUGCUGGUAGAUUGUUGGAAGUGGACAUGCGUGUUUGCCUCCAGGUGCUGGCUGCCAGCUGCUGCGCCCCCCAUGUAGAAGGUGCACCUCCUGGGAGCAGGCACGUCUUUUGGCUCUUCUGACCAUGGAGAGAUAGGACGGUCCCUGCAGCCCGCGCGACAGAAAGCUGUGCCGCCACCACCGGCCGCGCCCGUCCUUCGGAUGGAUCGCAACAGAGAGGCCGAGAUGGAGCUGAGGCGAGGCCCCAGCCCCACCAGGGCCGGCCGGGGCCACGAGGUGGAUGGGGACAAGGCUACCUGCCACACCUGCUGCAUCUGCGGCAAGAGCUUCCCCUUCCAGAGCUCGCUUUCGCAGCACAUGCGCAAGCACACGGGCGAGAAGCCCUACAAGUGUCCCUACUGCGACCACCGGGCUUCCCAGAAGGGCAACCUGAAGAUUCACAUCCGGAGCCACCGCACGGGGACUCUGAUUCAGGGACACGAGCCGGAGGCGGGCGAGGCGCCGCUGGGUGAGAUGCGCGCCUCCGAGGGCCUGGACGCCUGCGCCAGCCCCACCAAGAGCGCCUCGGCCUGCAACCGGCUGCUGAACGGGGCCUCGCAGGCCGACGGCGCCAGGGUCCUGAACGGGGCCUCGCAGGCCGACAGCGGCAGAGUCCUGCUGCGGAGCAGCAAGAAGGGGGCAGAGGGGUCCGCAUGCGCCCCGGGGGAGGCCAAGGCAGCGGUCCAGUGCUCCUUCUGCAAGAGCCAGUUCGAGCGUAAGAAGGACCUGGAGCUGCACGUGCACCAGGCGCACAAGCCGUUCAAGUGCAGGCUGUGCAGCUACGCGACGCUGCGGGAGGAGUCGCUGCUGAGCCACAUCGAGAGGGACCACAUCACCGCGCAGGGGCCCGGCAGCGGCGAGGCCUGCGUGGAGAACGGCAAGCCCGAGCUGAGCCCCGGGGAGUUCCCGUGCGAGGUGUGUGGCCAGGCCUUCAGCCAGACCUGGUUCCUGAAGGCGCACAUGAAGAAGCACCGGGGCUCCUUCGACCACGGCUGCCACAUCUGCGGCCGUAGGUUCAAGGAGCCCUGGUUCCUCAAGAACCACAUGAAGGCGCACGGCCCCAAGACGGGCAGCAAGAACAGGCCCAAGAGUGAGCUGGACCCCAUCGCCACCAUCAACAACGUGGUCCAGGAGGAGGUGAUCGUCGCCGGCCUGAGCCUCUACGAGGUCUGCGCCAAGUGCGGGAACCUGUUUACAAACCUGGACAGCUUGAACGCCCACAAUGCCAUCCACCGCAGAGUCGAGGCCAGCCGCACGCGCGCCCCGGCCGAGGAGGGGGCGGAGGGGCCCUCGGACACCAAGCAGUUCUUCCUCCAGUGCCUGAACCUGAGGCCGUCGGCGGCCGGCGACUCGUGCCCUGGCACGCAGGCCGGACGGCGGGUGGCUGAGCUGGACCCGGUCAACAGCUACCAGGCCUGGCAGCUGGCCACGCGGGGUAAGGUGGCCGAGCCGGCCGAGUACCUCAAGUACGGGGCCUGGGACGAGGCGCUGGCCGGGGACGUGGCCUUCGACAAGGACAGGCGCGAGUACGUCCUGGUGAGCCAGGAGAAGCGCAAGCGUGAGCAGGAUGCACCAGCCGCGCAGGGGCCCCCGCGGAAGCGCGCGAGCGGGCCUGGGGACCCCGCGCCCGCCGGCCACCUCGAUCCCCGCUCGGCCGCGCGCCCCAACCGCAGGGCCGCAGCCACCACCGGCCAGGGCAAGUCCUCCGAGUGCUUCGAGUGCGGCAAGAUCUUCCGCACCUAUCAUCAGAUGGUGCUGCACUCACGCGUGCAUCGCCGCGCGCGCCGCGAGAGGGACAGUGACGGGGACAGGGCGGCGCGGGCCCGCUGCGGAUCACUCAGUGAGGGUGACUCGGCCUCCCAGCCCAGCAGCCCUGGCUCCGCCUGUGCCGCUGCUGACUCCCCGGGCUCUGGCCUGGCCGACGAGGCUGCCGAAGACAGUGGUGAGGAGGGCGCCCCUGAACCUGCACCAGGGGGACAGCCGCGCCGCUGCUGCUUUUCCGAAGAGGUGACUUCGACCGAGCUCUCCAGUGGAGACCAGAGUCACAAGAUGGGAGAUAACGCCUCGGAAAGAGACACCGGCGAGUCCAAGGCAGGGAUCGCAGCUUCUGUGUCCAUACUUGAAAACAGUAGCAGAGAGACUUCUAGAAGGCAAGAGCAGCACAGAUUUUCUAUGGACUUAAAGAUGCCAGCAUUUCACCCCAAGCAGGAGGUGCCCGUCCCUGGUGAUGGUGUGGAGUUCCCUUCCAGUACGGGAGCGGAGGGCCAGACGGGUCACCCUGCAGAAAAGCUGUCCGAUUUGCACAACAAGGAACACUCUGGGGGAGGGAAGCGGGCGCUGGCCCCAGACCUCAUGCCGCUAGAUUUAAGUGCGAGGUCGACGCGGGAUGACCCCAGCAAUAAGGAGACGGCCUCCUCCCUGCAGGCGGCUUUAGUCGUUCACCCGUGUCCUUACUGCAGCCACAAGACCUACUACCCCGAGGUCCUGUGGAUGCACAAACGCAUCUGGCACCGCGUCAGCUGCAACUCCGUGGCUCCCCCGUGGAUUCAGCCCAAUGGUUACAAAAGCAUCAGAAGCAAUUUGGUUUUCCUUUCCCGGAGCGGACGCACGGGCCCCCCGCCUGCCCUCGGUGGCAAAGAAUGCCAGCCUUUGCUCCUUGCUCGGUUCACCCGCACUCAGGUGCCAGGGGGGAUGCCGGGGUCCAAAAGUGGCUCUUCUCCCCUGGGAGUGGUCACAAAAGCCGCUAGCAUGCCUAAGAAUAAGGAGAGCCAUUCCGGAGGUCCCUGCGCUCUGUGGGCGCCCGGCCCUGACGGGUAUCGACAGACCAAACCUUGUCACGGCCAGGAGCCACAUGGCGCGGCCACACAGGGGCCCCUGGCCAAGCCCAGGCAGGAGGCUAGCUCCAAACCGGUGCCUGCCCCGGGUGGCGGGGGCUUCAGCAGGAGCGCCACCCCUACGCCCACCGUCAUCGCCCGGGCUGGCGCGCAGCCCUCGGCCAAUAGCAAGCCUGUGGAGAAGUUUGGGGUCCCCCCAGCGGGGGCUGGCUUUGCCCCCACAAAUAAGCACAGUGCCCCGGACUCCCUGAAAGCCAAAUUCAGUGCUCAGCCUCAGGGUCCACCUCCUGCAAAGGGCGAAGGGGGCGCUCCUCCUCUACCUCCCCGCGAGCCCCCCUCGAAGGCAGCCCAGGAGCUGAGGACUCUGGCCACCUGUGCUGCGGGGUCCAGGGGCGACGCGGCCUUGCAGGCCCAGCCCGGCGUGGCUGGGGCGCCCCCCGUCCUACACUCCAUCAAACAGGAGCCGGUGGCCGAGGGGCAUGAGAAGCGCCUGGACAUCCUCAACAUCUUUAAGACGUACAUUCCAAAGGACUUUGCGACCCUCUACCAGGGAUGGGGUGUCAGCGGCCCUGGGUUGGAGCACAGAGGGACACUCCGGACGCAGGCCCGGCCAGGAGAGUUCGUCUGCAUCGAGUGCGGAAAGAGCUUCCACCAGCCCGGCCACCUCAGGGCCCACAUGCGGGCACACUCAGUGGUGUUUGAGUCCGAUGGGCCUCGGGGUUCUGAAGUUCAUACCACCUCCGCAGACGCCCCCAAACAAGGGAGAGACCAUUCUAACACAGGUACCGUCCAGACAGUGCCUCUGAGAAAGGGAACCUAAAGGCGUGUUUCCGACGCACCCCAGGUCCCCGUAACGGCCAUUAGCAGUACCCUCACGAUGUCCCAGCAGCCUCCCACCUGUGACCUGGCCGCUCCAUGGAAGAACAGCCGGGGAACUCCUGAGCAGACACCUCACAUCCCGAGCCGCUGCGCUGGAGUGGAAACUGAAGGCAGAUGCCUCUCCUUGUUAAACGUUCAGAAAUAAAUGAAGAUGCUAUAUUCUAGAAAUACAUGUAGAUACUAUAUACGCAUUUACGUGCUCAUCGUCCAUAGUCCCAUAUUUUCUUAUAAUAAACAGUAGUACUGGCAGGCACAGUAGGGGCACAAGGCAUCUGUCUUAUUCAAGACAAGUUUGAGACACUGGAAAAAAAGAUACUUGUUGUGUGUGUUGGACAGAGUGGCGAGGCUGAGCACUGUCACAGGGGCCUCCCAUGUUAAGAGGGACUGUGGGGAUGAUGUCAGAACAAGACGUGGUGGAUUUGAGGUUGAUCGAGUAUUAAUACUACUGCCUCUCCUUGUCUUAGUGGGUAUUUAAAAUAGUAAAUAAGAGAGAGGAAGGAGGUGACGUUCAGGUGCUGUGGGAAGCAGGCUUGGCGGAGGGGUAUGAUGAUGAGACCCUCAUUGUUCACUGGCUCCAUCGCACUCCUCCCUGGGGCCGUGUGCCUGUUCCAUUCUUCCCACCAUUCGAACUGAGCGAAUCUGGCAAAGGAGACACGUCUGUGGGAAUGCGUAGAUUCCGCCUCGGAAGAGAGCUAGCGCAACACUAAGAAAAGCAGGCUUCUUGUUUAUUCUCAGGACCUUUUUGUAACAGGGCUACAUUCUGCAAACUGCUUACAAAGGAAGACUAUACGUCUUAACAAAUUAUUUAGCCACUGAGUCCUCCCGAUUCGGACCUGUUUUAGUAAUGGCAGAAGAAUCCCUGAGCAGGUUCAGGUGCCCUAGAUGACUAGGGUGCUGAGCUCUGGCGCCUUCUGUCCCCACUCUUUGCCUCCCCGCCCCUUCCCUGAGCCACCCCAGCAAGUGGGUGUCUUUUCUCCCUGGGCCUGGUGACCUCCACAGGAUGAGUGACUUUGUUCAUAAAGGGUGGGGAUCACCAGCCCCUUGGGUGGGGGACGGCUUCAUAUACCUCUUCCUCAGUAAUGCAAAUGCGAGUUUUUGUGGUGGGGGUUAAGGCCCAUAACAAAGGAUCUUAAACCAUGCAGUGUACGCAAUUGAAAUGGUAUUCCACAGAUAUAAAUAUUUUCUUUUCCCAUUGCCGUGACACUAUGUGUGAUGGUAAUAUUUCUGAGAGUUUCAGAUUUUUGCACAUAUGAUUUUAUGCAUUAUCAAAAGUUACUGCUGCCUUGAAUGAAAAUGUUCUGUGAAAUUUUUUGCAAAAGCUUUACUAGGUUUUUUUUUAAUUGUGAAAUUUUGUAAAGGCAGGAAAUGGAUUAAAACGAGCAUGCUAAAUAUAUUUUUCAAAAAAGCAAUAAUUUUACAUGUACAGAAAUUAUCCUAACCUUUAAUACUGGCGAGAGCAACAGUUUACUUAAUACGGUAAUGGACUAGUGCAGUUUUUGUAGACAGUGGGCUUCUGAUACAAAGUCUUGUUUAAACACAGACACACACACACACAAACACACACACACACCCUAAAGUGUGGGUUUCCUGUUCUAAUGAUUUGUUGAAUAUUAUUAUAUUAUUAUUAUUAUUAUUAUUAUUAUUGUUAUUGUUAUUAGUAAUGUUUGGUUCUGGAUUCUACUUGUUACUGAGUUUAAAUUACUUGACGGUUCAGGUUACUUUGCAACACUUUCAAACGAUGCAAUGUAACUGGCUAGCUUAUAUAUAUAUAUAUAUAUAUAUAUAUAUAUAUUUUUUUUUUUUUUUACUUAUUUUUUUCUGAUAUUCUUACACCAGAUAUGUACGAAAAUGAUCUGUCCUGUUGGUGUAAUUAGGAAUGUCCAUGCAGAUACAGUUAAACAACUGUAAUUGACUGUUCUGUAAAGUUAUUUUGGGCAAAGUUGCGGAGACACAUUCCUCUGUCCACCUAAGAAAUCAGAAGACUCUUCUGUUGAUUUAUGUUUAAUCAUUUCAGUAGUUUCCCCACAGUGAUCAUUUCUGCAUUUUCUGGCUUUUGUUUUCUUGGCUGAAAGUGAAUGGUGACUGUUAGGAAUGUCAGGGACUAGUGACCCAGUCCUGUUUCUCUGUGUUUUAGUUAUUAAAAAGAAAUUCUGUACCCAAAGUGACACGAAAGUGUAGUCUACAUUUUUACUGUUUCAGAAGCGGCAUGGAAAAGUGCAGUUGGCCUUUGGAGCUGGAAGUGUCUUGCUGGUGAGGCUCCAUCCUGGAGGCUCUGGUGGGGAGUGGGCUGGCGCUGGGGCCCUGCCGGCCGCGUGCUGGAUCCUUCCUGGCUUGCAGGAGAGCAGGCGUGGAGGACAGUCAGCUUGCGGGGCCGCGCAGGGUGCACAGAGUGCAGGAGGAAGGUUUUCACCCAGUUAAACAGACUGGGGAGCCCCCCCAAGAACGCCAUCCCUUGAGGCCAGCUGUGGGCAGGCCUGGAUGUGUGGUCCCUUCCUUCCACCCAUCGUCAGUAUUGUGUUGGUUUGUUAAUUUGUUGAUUUGGUCAUAGUAUUUAAUAUGAUUUGUGUUUCCUUAUUUAUUUAGCCACCGUUUUGAUUGCCUUUUUUUUUCCGAAUGGUAAUUUCUGCAUGAUACACUUCUGUACGUUGUCUUCUGACUGUUACAGACUUUCUACUACCUCUCCCGAUCUGCUGUUUCCUUGUUUCUUAACAGGAUUUUUUACAGUGUUGCGUCUAAUGUAACUUAGACAAUAAAGGGUUUGGUUGUCUACACUGCAGCUUCUCGGUGUCUCUCCCCUGCUUUCCGCUCGCUGCUUCCCGCUCUGCCCCUGCUGGGGCCUGGCUGCACCCUGGCCUGCCUUCCUAUACUCUCCUGUUUCCUGCUCAUAUCUCUUCCUCAUUUUUGCGUUCAAAUAACACACAGCUAAUGAGCUUCUAAAAAUCUUUUCAGGUUGUUCACUUGUAUUCCUUAAUUUGAAGAAUGAAUAUUUAAAUUCUCUCAAAAGUCAGAUAUUGAGGAUCUUCUCUGGGAAAUUGGCCACUGUACCUGCCCACCUUUCUGCCUGGUUCCCUGGAAGGUCUUAUUGUCAUCUUAGACGGACAGAUUUCAUUCUCAGCACCAUACAGAUUUGGCUUCAAAGCCAGGUGAAUUUUGCCUUUGAGGCUCUGAAAAGUAUUAAGUGUUUUAAGAGGUCCCCCAAUAUUUACUUAUUUAUUUUUUAAACCAAGAAAGACACUGGUUCCCUGAAAAGCAGGUGCUUCAGGAAGUAGCAAUUGGGAGUUGCAUACAGUUACUUCGUCAGAGAAAGGAGCGCCCAGUAUGACAGGCCCCCACCCCUGAUCCGGCCACUGUGCACAGGUCGCUGAGGGUGUGAGAACACCUCUGCAGGGGCUCCGGCACAUGUGGGUUUCAUCGUCUCACACUCCUUCAGGCUGCAGGGGUUGAGUGCAGAAAGGGCAAGCUUCAUCUCCAUGGUGCCUCUCCAGGCUGGCAACUCUGGUCGGCCUCUGUUCUUUGGACAGAGAGGGUGUAGGUUACAGGGUCAGUAGGGAUGCUUUCUGGAUCAAAGAAAGUGGGUGUAGUGCUUAGUCUGUUGUGUGGAAGAGGGCACCUCCUGGGCUUUCGUGGCUGGAGACUGUCUACCAACAUUCCUUCCUUCAAACUAGACAAACCCUCCUCUGCCACCCCCAGCAAAUUCUCAGAGGUUUCCAAGCUGUAGAAAAAGGAAGGAAGGAAGGACGGCAUUCACAUAGCUUUACUUUCUGCUUCAAAAUGUCUUAAGUAGCAUAUGUUGUUUUACUGCUUUUAACUUUGGUGAGUUCUAAUUUCAGAACGUUUUGUUCACUGAGCAAAAAAACAGAUGAAACAACCACAGGCCAGGACUUCAAGUGAGGAGGACGCCUUUGUUUGCCGUGGUUGGUGGGAGCACACGCCGGAGCCCGGUAACGUGCCUGUGGGAGUGACCAAGGGCCACCCGCCCAAGGGAAAAUGUUCAUUCUUCAUCAGCUUUGCUAAUUCUGCUUUGAGGCAGUAAAAUGCAAAAGACCAUAGAAUUUGUAUUUCUUUUUUUAAAAUACAAUUUAUAACAUUAUAUUUUGUACUCUUUAUAUUAGAAUUUGUAACUAGAUUGAUGUAUUUAACUAUUUCUGAAAAAGUAAUUCAAUGUUUUAGUUGUGUGAUAAAAAUAUUUAGAUAAAACAUAUUCAUUCUAUUGGAAUUUGAAAUAAAUAAAAACAUCUUGGAGUUCUGAGAUUUGUAAGACAUUUUUCCCCAAUUUCAGAGGGUGGCGUAAAUCGUUUGACAGCCCGCUUUGGUCUGUGGUUAUUUAUUUUUGUUGGCUGAACAUAAACCAAAGUGUUAAUGCUCUUUAUUUAUGGAAGAGUUUUAGGGUAAUUCACAAGAUCGUUCAUCUGAACAGAUGCCCAGAUGGCCCGAGUGGUUUUUUUCCAACUCUUUUGUGGACUCGAGGACAUACAGUUUUUUAAUGGAGACGCUGUGUUUUUCUCAUUUUCUUUCACAGCACACAUGUUAUUUCCCCACUGAAUACACCCACUGUUCUUACCCUUGCACUGUCACCCAUACAGGACGCACAGGGAUGGACGCGGACGGAAUUCUGACUCAGCCACACCUGGAGGAAAUUAUUGUGUCAAAAAUGUGGGGACACAAGGGCUGGCACUGUGGUUUGCAAUGGUUUACUGAUGAGACAGCAAAAAUGAGACAGGACCAUCAGAUGCAAUAAAGAUUCUAAUUUAAAAAGA